UUAGAACGGACAGUGUAUGUGUGGGUAGAGACAGGAAUGGCGGAAAGAGCAUCGUCUGCCUCUGCUGCUGAAACCAAAACAGUGUCUUCAACUUCCGACCAUGUUUCUCUAACCCACACUUUCCUUAAAAGAAUGGGCAUGGACCAACCCAUUCCUCAGAGUUGCUAUACCAGCGGCUUCUACUCCAACUUCUUUGGAAGCUUCAUCAAGGUCGAUCACAUCAAGAGGGGACGAAUUUCUUCAACUAUUACUGUCAAAGCUCCAAUCUCCAAUUUGUUUGGAAUACUGCAUGGAGGGUCUGUUGGAUCUUUCAUUGAGUUGCUGUCGAUUGCUUGUGCAAGAACUGUUGUUGCUGAGGACAGGGAACUUUUUCUCGGGGAAAUUAGCGUGUCUUACCUCUCUGGAGCUCCAAUCAAUGCUGAAAUUCUAGCUGACGCCACUGUGGUGAAGAGUGGAAGAAAUGUAACUAUGGUUGCAUUAGAGUUUAAGCUGAAGAAGACUGGGGAUUUGUUUUACAUUGCUCAUGCUACCUUGUACAACAUCCCGGUUGCCAAGUUAUGAAGGUCCUUCAUGUUGAUAAUUUCAAGUAUAUGUUAUCAAUUGAGUUUACUACAUAGCUAGAAAAAACUAAUCAGAGCUCAAUAGUUAAAUAAGCAAAUGGACGCUUAUUUAUCGCAGUCACAAGACGUGAG
Molecule: messenger RNA, 692 nt
Organism: Abrus precatorius (Indian licorice)
Lineage: Eukaryota; Viridiplantae; Streptophyta; Magnoliopsida; Fabales; Fabaceae
Exons: 4
Coding region: 37-561 (174 amino acids)
Molecular function (GO): fatty acyl-CoA hydrolase activity
Source: RefSeq, a predicted model, not a curated record